This is a messenger RNA of Talaromyces proteolyticus, 2469 nucleotides long. RefSeq names its product fungal-specific transcription factor domain-containing protein. Gene Ontology annotation, cellular component: nucleus. NCBI's taxonomy places the organism in Eukaryota, Fungi, Ascomycota, Eurotiomycetes, Eurotiales, Trichocomaceae. Gene Ontology annotation, biological process: DNA-templated transcription. Bases 212 to 2173 code for a protein of 653 amino acids. Gene Ontology annotation, molecular function: DNA-binding transcription factor activity, RNA polymerase II-specific; zinc ion binding; DNA binding. The transcript is spliced from 7 exons. The record is from RefSeq and is a predicted model, not a curated record.
CUGUUUUAGCUCUAAAGGGACCGUACAUUAUUUACCUAUAUGCCUGUAUGUAUUACCUUGGUUGAACUUAUCUUUGGGCCAUAUUAGGUAAUGCUUCGUGGGGCAUUUGCAAAUAGACUUUGUUAUCAUCCACUUAGAAGGUGAUAAGCCAUCUUGAUCUGAUUUGCGACCUACGGUUUCCAAGCGAAUAUACUGCUAACCAGCAGACAAAAUGCAAGCAACGCCGUCCGAAAGGAGGCAAGGAAACACGCAGCUGAUCCGGCAGUAUCGAUCGAGAAAGCAGAAGCCCUGCGACUAUUGUCGUCAGAGGAAAGCGCGUUGCGUCCGUGACAUCGUAGGUGACUGCGUGCUUUGCAGGAAGCGCGGCGUCCGCUGCACUUUCGUCUCGAACCCUCUAGUACGACAUCAUGUAUCACGUUCGGUCGAAGCAGUGGAUUCGCUCGACAGCAAUUCUGACACUGCUCAGAAGUUGGAAUUAGGCCCUUUAUCACCUGGCAGUGCUGUUGCUGCAAGUAUGGCGAGAAGUCAAAGCGGAUGUGAGGGCUCAAUCGAAGCAGCUCAAUAUGUUGGACUAAGUGGAGAUUGGGAUCCAUUUAUCCUUGCAAAUAAUCAGUGCCGGCUGAUAAAGAAUCGUGAUGGCAUUGAAUGGUGCUCGCGGGAAAUUGGCCACGACCCUAUUAUGCCAAUUUAUUUCACUUCGCUCCGAAAUCUGCGUCCGACUGCUGAUCCUCCUGACGACCUUUGGAGGUGCGUCGAAGAAACUGUCCGGGUGACGAGAGAAGCUCUAAUAGCUGCAUUCUUUGACUGUGUCCAUGCCGCCUUUCCGCUACUAGACCGCGACCAUUGCCUGUCCCACGACUUAAACCCCUCUCUUAGAGUGUCUAUGUACUUGCUAGGGCAUCCCUAUUGUCCUGAUGCUCGGGAAAUUAGUUCGAAAAUUUUGAUGGACUCAUAUAUUCAAACGCGUCACCUAGUUACCCAGAAACCUCAGUUAGAGACCAUAGAAGCAGCAAUCCUCUUUUCCCAAAGACAAAACUACAUGAGCAGCGGCCCAAAUUUAUCCGGUCUGUGGCCAGAAGUCGGAAGCCUUGUUGGUCUAAGCCAAGAACUUGGUCUAAACGUUGACCCUUCAAAUUGGAAUAUCCCAAACCCUGAAAAGCGACGAAGGAAGCGAUUAUGGUGGGCGAUUUAUAUCAUUGAUAAGUGGUCAGCGAUGACCCUUGGCCGACCAAGUCAUAUCGACGAAGACCAAUGCAACGUCUCUAUGCUGUCGAUAUCAGACUUUCCGGCGCCGGAUGCUACUUCCUUGGUAGAUGAAGGUGCAAGUCUUACACAGCCGAUAGGGGUUGACUGCUUCAUCGCAAUGACUACGCUCUCCGUUAUCCUCUCCGAUUUACUGAAGACGCUAUAUACCAUAAAAGCCGUCGAGUUCUUGAGGGAGAAACCAGCAGAGCUAAUCCUCAGUAUAGCGGAGCCUAUUAGUACUGCUCUUUUUGAUUGGCGGACAACGUUUCUCGAACCCCUGCUGAAACGAAAUUCAUUUCCGGACGUCACAGGAUCUCUAGAACUAGCGUAUUACACUGUUGAGGUCAUGCUUUGUCGAGCAGUCUAUCCGAAGCUAUACCGAAGAAUGUUCUCGACCUCGUCCUUUUUGGACCGCGCGGCCGAUAUCACGUCGAGAGUUAGUACCCUCGUGGAAAAUCUUUCCUUGAGUAGAGCAAACGUGUUCUGGUGGUCUUUUUCUUCACUCAAUCUCACCAUUUGUGGAACUUUCAUGGUCAGCAUGAUACGCUUGUCACCGGAUAGAGAACAUAUAGACUUCUGGAAGAAAAGUGUCUCUCAUUACCGAAAAGUUCUGCAAGCGCAUAGUGGAAGUUUCCGCAGCGCGAAAUCCGCAUAUGCAAGACUGGAAGUUAUCCUAGAAGGAGUGAAUUUCGACAGGUCUCAGUCCGAUAACCUCCAUCCUAACCUCGAUCAGUUCGAUACCACUCGUACUAACAUCGGUGAGACCUGCGAAACUGAUGUAGAUGUGUUGGAGAAGUCAGGCCUCGACAUGCCCUCUCCGGACUCCACAGCGGGUAACAGACUGCUCCUUGAUAGGAUGGUAUACGAUAUAAACAUCGACAUGGACUGGCUCUCCGAUAACAAUCCAAUUUGGCCAUUAACUUUCUAGCUGUUCUGGGAUAUCAAGUGAUGUGGCCAAGGAUCACACCCCACAAACAACGGACUCCAAACGAAAGACUCCAUGGGAGGCAUCUCCCUCUGACCCAUAUAUGCAUUGGCUACCUAAGCUAGUAAUAUCGUUCAUGUCUUGCCAAAAAAAGGCUGAGAAACACAUUCUGUACAGGAUAUUUCAAUCUGUUUCAUCUCUUUAACAACUCCCAUUUCCUUGUAUUUAGCUGAUAUAGCUUUAGCCCUACAAAGGCUCAUUCCUAGAAUACCAAUUUGGAGGAAGCGAUAGUUGUGGAC